Molecule: messenger RNA, 624 nt
Organism: Peronospora matthiolae
Lineage: Eukaryota; Oomycota; Peronosporomycetes; Peronosporales; Peronosporaceae
Source: the annotation of a GenBank genome assembly
AUGGCGCACAGCUCCCCCUCGGUUUUCGACGAAACGCCCACGCCCGACGCUCCCGAGAUGGUCACCAAGACCUCGACGCCUUCGAGCGCGCCGGCCGCCACAAGCGUCAGCGUCUCGUCUGCCAGCACAACUGCGACCGCUUCGUCCUCCUCCUCUGCCGUGGCCUCGACGCCGACGCUGACAUCGAGCGACUGUCUGCCGAGCGCUGUCUCUCCCGCCAGCGCGAUCGUGUCGUCCGACGUGCUGUCGCCGUCGCCAAUCGCACUGCAGAGCGCCCAGACGUCUCUGACGUUCCGGAAGAGCUGCCUCAAGCGCUCCAAGUCGUCGACGCGCUCUGCGACUGCGCGCGUGACUCCGGUGGCGGGCAGCGAGGGGGAGACGGAGCCUGGACAGGAGCAUAUGGGACUGCAACACGUGGCGCAGGUGAACCGCCGACGCUGCUGGGAGUGUAAGGCUAAGGUUGGGUUGACGGCCGUCACAUGCCGCUGCAGCUUCACGUUCUGCAGCAAGCAUCGGUACGCGGAGGAGCACGAGUGCGGGUUUAAUUUUAAGACGGCGGCCAAGCGCAAGUUGGUGGAGGACAACCCGGUGGUUGUGCCGAGCAAAGUGGCGCGGAUUAACUAA